Rubroshorea leprosula is the source of this 1925-nucleotide messenger RNA. The record is from the annotation of a GenBank genome assembly. Lineage: Eukaryota; Viridiplantae; Streptophyta; Magnoliopsida; Malvales; Dipterocarpaceae.
GUGAUUCAUUUCAUUGUCUUUAAUGGCCUCUCCUAGAGAAGUAGCAGUUUUCACAGACACGAACUUGGGUACUCACUUAGCCAUGGCUGCCUCUCCAGACAUCACAGCUGGGGAUUUCAAGAGAGAACUGGGGAGAGUGCAUCUUAGUUGUUUCCCAGAACUGGGGGAGAUCAGAGUUCUUGGAUUAAUGAUUAAGCAAAAGUCAUACUUUUACCAUCUGCCUGAGUCCAUACCUUUAAGGCAUGCUUUCCAAGGUCACAAGGGAAUGUGGUUCCUGUAUGCGGAAGCAAGUACUGUGAAUGGUUCAACAAGUGUGGCCUUAUCUGAAGCUCUUCCACUAGAGCUUCAGCAAACUGAACCUCUUCCAAAGAAGAUGAAAGUGGUUGAGUUAAAAUGCCAAAAGCAUGAAAAUGAGAAGGGUUGCUUUGGUAGAAAUGAUGAAGUUCCAGGUGUCACUGCCAAUGAGGGAUCUAUUUUUUUGGCAUCUAAAAAUGAGGUUGAGUCCACUGCAAAGCAGAAUUCCAGUUCAAUGGUUGAGGCCUCAAAUGAUAGCUUGUCUGGAACCAGUAUCUACCGAAGGUACUUUUCAAACUGUAGUGAGGUCACUAAGGUGAAUGGAAAUGCCAGUUCUUUAGGUGCUGAUGUUUCCACCAAGGCUGUUCAGACUCAGCCAGAAGAGCAACAUAGAACCAAAAGAGAUGGAUAUUGCUCAAGCAUGCAGAUUGAUUCUUGUCCAGAUUUUUUGGUUAGAACACCCCCGAGGAAAUUGUUUUGUCCAUUGUCAGUUGACAGAAGUGCUGCAACUUCAAGCAAGCAUCUUCCAAGAAACAUAGUUGGGAAGCGUCUUCUAACAGCUUCAAAUAACAUCAGAAUUUCUGCAAACAGACGACUGCCUGCAAUUUCUUUCAGCAGAUUCCGAGAUGGGAAAAUUUUCCACAACGAUACAUCAUUUUUGGCAAAAUAUUCAGUGUUUGAUUUUGAGAUGAGAAAUGACAAUUACUGAGGAAAUCUAGGGUCCAAUGUUGAACAUGGAUGUCUAUGCAUGAAACACCAUGCAUGCUUCUAUGAAGUGCAAUUUUGAGCAACUGAUGGAUCACGUAUUGGAAUUUGCUCUAUUCUCAAAAGUGACCUAAUUACAGAGUUGCAAAGGCACUGUACGAUUGGCAACUUUUGGAUAUUUAUUUUAUUCAGUACUUCCACAAGCAAAUACUUGGUGUAAAGGUGACUUACCAUUACAUAGAGGCCGUUGAUCCUGAAAAUUACAAGAAUUUGAAGUGGUUGCCGGAGAAUAAUUUGAGUGACAUCCCUGACCUGACAUUUGGCAUGGAUACUGAUGAGUGAUGAAGAAAAGCACAUUCUUUGUGGAAAAACUGAGACCUCCCUGGACCUUCCUGAACGGCUUCAGGAACACUUGCUACUUGCAAUUCACAAAGCCAGUGAAGGGAUUGGCUAUGGCUGACUAAAGUUUCUUUAGGCAUAUCUUAUCACAGCCCCUGACAAUACCAUAUGAUCCAUUCUCCGAUUGACAUAGGGUGAUGGGUUUUGGCAGAUGGAGAUGUGAUGAUGAACGGAAAAUCUAUACUCCCCAGUCUCAAAAUAACGUUAUGGACACUCUAAACUAAGUGCAUAAGAAGCAUAUAUCUUCUUGCUAGAUGCUGCUGGAUUAUGAAUUGAUCACACUACUGCUUUUGAUGAAGAGUGUCCUCAAUGACACACAAAUUGGAAGCAUGAUUCCUCAUUUUUCUUUUUUCUUUUCCUUUUUGUGCCUUUUUGCCAUAUCAAGAGAUCCAGGGAGUGUGCAUAUAGAAUGAUUUAGUUGUUGCAUAUGGAUGGAUCCAGGGUGCAUGGCCAACAGCCCUUAAUUUCGAUUAGCGUAUGUCUUAAGACAGCUAUUCUUUAAUUAGUAAUAAGCUCGAGAUUGUUCU